This is a messenger RNA of Cladophialophora psammophila CBS 110553, 3585 nucleotides long. RefSeq lists its product as uncharacterized. Gene Ontology annotation, cellular component: Smc5-Smc6 complex. Lineage: Eukaryota; Fungi; Ascomycota; Eurotiomycetes; Chaetothyriales; Herpotrichiellaceae. The coding region runs from base 1 to 3585 and encodes 1194 amino acids. The record is from RefSeq and is a predicted model, not a curated record. Gene Ontology annotation, biological process: double-strand break repair via homologous recombination. The transcript has 2 exons. Gene Ontology annotation, molecular function: ATP binding; ATP hydrolysis activity.
AUGGCUUCUCGCUCUGCCCGACGCUCGAGACCGCCCGACUCCGACUCUGACGACGUGCGCCCGAAUACGCCUUCCUCAACCACACUCAACGAUAGCAAACGCAUCCGAAGACAUGCCAGCCCUGUCGAGAAUGACGAGGACGAGUCGCCUGCAGCUGCAAUCCCUUCUGUCCUGUCUCUGCGUAAGUCGCAGGUGGUGGACGAUGGCACCGACGGCAGCAUCUCCCGUGGGACGUGUCACCAGCCUGGUGCCAUUGUCCGUGUCAAGCUUACAAAUUUUGUCACCUACACCUCCGCCGAAUUCUUUCCUGGACCGAAUUUGAACAUGGUCAUCGGGCCGAAUGGCACUGGGAAAAGUACGCUUGUUUGCGCGAUAUGUCUUGGGCUCGGGUGGGCACCUAGUUAUCUUGGCCGUGCCAAAGAACCCGCGGAAUUCAUCAAGCACGGCUGCCGUGAGGCCAUCAUCGAGAUUGAACUGCAGCGAUCGACCAGGUUUCGCGUGAACCCUAUUAUCAAAAGAGUGAUACAAAGAGAGGGCAACAAAUCCAAGUUCUUCAUGAAUGAGAGCCAAUCUUCAGGUGCUGCGGUCAAGCAGUUUGCGAACUCAUUCAACAUUCAAAUCGAUAAUCUUUGCCAGUUUCUUCCCCAGGACAAGGUCGUAGAGUUUGCUCAGAUGAGCCCCAUUGAGCUUCUCGCCAGCACCCAGCGAGCCGUGGCGGGACCAGAAAUGGUCAAAUGGCAUGAGGAUCUGAAGAAGCUCCGCAGUUCCCAGAACGACAUCAUGACGGAUGACAGGGAUGUCCGAGAGCAACUCGCAAAUCUGGAGGGCAGACAAGCAAUGCAACACGCAGAGGUGGAGCGGAUGAGGGAGAGGGCUACAGUCAAAAAGAGACUCGCAGCCUUGGAGAAAUUUCGACCGCUCGUUCAUUAUUACAAAGCCAAGGAGAAUAUCGCGACUGUGAAACAAAAGAUGACGGACCUAGCAGAAGAAAUCGACAGGCUUAGAAACGAGGCGGCUCCUGUCCUUCAGGAUCUAGACGUUAAGCAAGACUACCAAGUCGAGGCGCAGGCGUUCAAAGCGGCAUGUGAGAAGGAGUUGACGGCAAGUGUCAGAGAAUGCGAGCGCAAAGCAAAGGCCAUUGAAGACAGACAAGGUGUCAUAAACGACUUGAACAACGAAAUCCAAGCAGAGAAGAAGAGCGUCCCUGAAAAUAGAGCAAAGUUACAGCGAGAACAGACGAAGCUGCAAGACCUGAAGCGAAAGAAAGCAGAAGUUCCAGAAGUAUUCGAUUCUCAAGCCAUGAAUGCCGAAAUUCAAGAGCUCAGGACCCGCAUGAGAACACUGGAUGAUAAAAAAAGUGACCUGGAGUCACGUAGGACGGAAUUGGGAGACAAAGCCGACAGAGUAGUCAAACAAUACAAAAUCCUGAAGGAUCAGGUUGCAGGACUUGAGACACAAGCCGGUCAGCAGGAAAGUAAACUGGAGAACUUAUCGCGGGACACCUUCAAGGCUUGGAGGUGGAUUCAAGAACACCGCAAUGAAUUCACCGCCCAUGUGUAUGGACCUCCGAUCGUGGAAUGUUCGCUCAAAGACCCACGCAUGGCUGAUAUGGUCGAGUCUUUCCUGUCAGCCAGUGACUUCAAAUUUAUCACGGCCCAGAACAGAGCCGAUUUCAUUCUGCUCCAACGCCACUUAUCCCAGGUACUCGGGCUUCACGAUUAUUGUCUUCGUGAGUGCACCACUGACAGCUUGGACCAACUCGGUCCACCAUUGACGGGAGAAGAAAUGGAGCGGUUGGGUUUGAGCAGCUGGGCUUUGGACCAUUUGCAAGGUCCGCCAACCGUCCUCGCUCAACUCUGCCAUGAAAGAGGCCUUCACAGGUGCGCGAUCAGCUCCAGAGAGCUUAGUCAGCAACAGCACGACGCCAUGGCAAAGACACCCAUACAGAGCUACGCGGCAGGGCGAAAGACUUACCAGUUUAUACGACGCGCAGAAUAUGGUGCGGCUGGGACGUCUGCCGGAGUCCGUGACCUGCGUCAAGCCAGGAUCUGGACAGCACAGGCUGUCGAUAUGGGAAGAAAGGCUGCUUUGCAACGACAGAUAAGCGAAGUGAAAGGCGAGCACGCAGAAAUCAAGGCUGAAUCUGAUCAAAUUGCAAGAGAGAUUGCGCAAGUCGAGGAGGAACGAACAGUCGUUCAAAACAAGAUUGAUGCCAAGCAGAAAGAAAAGGCAGCAAAACAACAAGCCCUCUUAGAAUGGAAUGGAUUGGACCCCAAGAUUCAGAGCCACGAAGAUAAGAUCCACAGUUUGAAUGAAGCGCUGGCUGGAGUCAGGGCCCGGUUAAAUCAGAUCAAUGACCGGUAUGAUGCCGCUCUCAUCGACAAAACGGAAGCGGUCCUCGACUUUGUAGAUGCCACAAGAGAGGUCAAGUCGAAAACGGCCCUCCUGCUCGAAGCAGAGGUCUUCCACAUCGAGGCAAAAUCGGACUUUGAGGUGUUGAAAGAGCAAAAUGAUGACAUCCUCCGAGGCAUAAGUCAAAAGGAGACCGAGCUUACCACCGCACGUGAGCUUUUCACCCAGGAGCGCGAUCGAGCUACGACUCUUCGCGGAAUUGUUCUGGGAUUGAAGGCAGAAAGUGAAAAGGCUGCAGAGGAAGGUGAUGGCAGUCUCGCCGACCUCGUUGCUCAUAUAGUCGGAACUGUCAAAACCGAAGAGAACCUGGACGCCGAGAUCGACGCCGAGAAGGCCAAGUUGGAGCUGACAGAGGGAGGUAGUGCUGGUAUCAUCGCCGAAUUCGAGGAGCGAGCCAAAACAAUCCAAAGACUGCGGAGCAAAAUUCAAGAAGCCGAUCAGCGUCGGGAGGAGUUCAGACACGCAAUUGGAGCUAUCCGGGGCAAAUGGGAACCUCGACUAGAGGAAAUUGUUGCCAAGAUCAACAACGCCUUCUCAGAUUCUUUCGCGCGAAUUGGAUGUGCUGGGCAGGUAGCUGUCCACAAGGCAUCAUCUGAGAAUCCCGCCGACUGCACCGAAGAGAAUGGUGGAAUGGAAAACGGACUAGACUUUGCCAAUUGGGCCAUCCACAUCAGCGUCAAAUUCCGUGAGCAAGAGCCACUGACUCUACUUGACAGCCACCGUCAGUCUGGUGGUGAAAGAGCCGUCAGUACCAUCUUCUACCUGAUGGCCCUGCAAAGUCUGAGUCGAGCGCCUUUCCGAGUUGUCGACGAGAUCAAUCAGGGCAUGGAUCCACGAAACGAACGCAUGGUGCAUGGCAGAAUGGUCGAUAUCGCUGCAGAUGACGGCGGCAGCCAGUAUUUCCUCAUCACGCCCAAAUUGCUGAGCGGGCUGAAGUACAGACGGGGUAUGACAGUAUUGUGCAUUGUCAGUGGCGAACACAUGCCACCUGCCAGAGAACGAGACGACGAAGGCAACUGGCGUGAUGGACCUAAAGUUGAUUUCCGUUUGUUUGCGAAGAAGGCCAAGGAGCUGGGAAUAGGCGGAUCUACCGAGGGAAGAAGGAUCGACUCCGGUUUCGGUAUGGCUGGGAGUCUUGAGAAUGCGGACGUGUCAACAGCCGUUGGAGCUUGA